Anolis carolinensis (green anole) is the source of this 1008-nucleotide messenger RNA. RefSeq names its product chromosome unknown C15orf61 homolog (gene cunh15orf61). The coding region runs from base 264 to 755 and encodes 163 amino acids. The record is from RefSeq and is a predicted model, not a curated record. Lineage: Eukaryota; Metazoa; Chordata; Lepidosauria; Squamata; Anolidae. The transcript is spliced from 3 exons.
CUCUUCGGAAGCAGUUGCAAAUGUUGUUGUUGUUGUUUAUUGUUUAUUAUUCUUAUUCUGAGGAGGAAGGAAAGGCAACUCAAAGAAAGGUUGAAAGGGCCUCAUCCCUUGGGCCUUCCCAGGUCGUAUUCUGAGGGAAGGAGGAAAACCUCUUGGAGAAGGAAGAGAUAGUUGAGGAGGGGACAAAGCACACUCUGCUGUAGUCUGUCCAGCCGGUUCCUGGAGAGAAGAGAAGGGGUGCUGACCCGCGGGUGCAGAGGCGCAUGGGAAGGCAAGGUCAGGUGGGCGGCCUGGCCCUGGCCUUGCAGAAGGCGCAUGGAGGGCUCCUCCGGCUGGUGUUGCUGCACCCCGCAAAGGGCCCGGCCAAGCCCCUGGCCUCGGAGGUGCUGACCCGCCACCUGCUGCAGCGGGGUUUGCCCCACUGGACCUCCUUUUGCGUCAAGUACAGUGCCGUGCACAAUGACCAGUUUGGCCGCUCCCACUUCAACUGGGAGGUGAAGGGCGCCAACUACCACAUCCUGCGCACUGGCUGCUUCCCCUUCAUCAAGUACCACUGCUCCCGGGCCCCACGGCAGGACCUGGCCGCCCAGGACCGCUUCUUCACGGCCCUCAAGUUGAUCAACCUGGGCAUCCCAACUUUGUUGUAUGGAAUUGGCUCCUGGUUCCUUGCCAGAGUCACAGAGACGGUUCACACGCAGCAUGGCCCGGUCACGAUUUACUUCCUCAAUAAAGAAGACGAAGGGGCCAUGUACUAGACAGAGAGAGGCAGCGAGAUCACACUGCCGUGGCUUAUGACAGCUUGGGUUCUGCCACUUCAAAGUCCAGGUAUCGGGAUGGAUGGAUGUUUGCCAUCUGCUCUUAGGAAAACAUUUCCCCCUUCUUCCUUGGGUAGCAUUUUGGUUUUCUUUGGGUCUGGUAAAGACAUAGAAGGCACAAUGGAGAAAGGACCCAACCUGGGACAUCACUUGAAUCUAUUCUGGUCCCCAGAAAUUUGUUCUAGCUCUUAAA